This is a messenger RNA of Ostertagia ostertagi, 534 nucleotides long. NCBI's taxonomy places the organism in Eukaryota, Metazoa, Nematoda, Chromadorea, Rhabditida, Trichostrongylidae. The record is from the annotation of a GenBank genome assembly.
AUGGAGUUCUGUUUAGAGGAGAAUCACUUUAGCGAUGAGAUGUCAGCCGCAUCGGCGUCAGCAUAUUCAUGGUCUGAAAGCGAAGAGUUGAUCACAGUUGGAAACGCUGACGAUAUCUAUAAUGAAAUGGUAGACACGAGAACGGCAAUUCUUGACGAGUCCGAGGACGAAAGAUUCGACGAAAGUGACUUGUCAACAGCCAUACUGGACGAUGAUGAAGACCUCAUAACGGCGGUCUCGCAUGAUUACUCUGCAUACUCGUUGCCGGCCAGUGAAACAUUUGUCGAUAUGGACGUGCCAACAAGCAUGGGCGGGGAUCGCAGUAAAUUUGUCGAGGCUGUUGGAAGAUUUGAAGGUGACGCGAUGACGAAGGUUACUCCAGAUGUCAACGAUUACCUAGAGGGCCUUGCGCUCAACGAAUCGGCCGUAGGCUCAGAACUGAACAAGGCGUUUCUGGAGGCGGAGGAAACAGAUAAAGAAAGGACAGAUGGAGACAAGGAUCCCUAUGACUUCGACACAGCCAUAGAAGCAUAA